AUGCCUGCCCCAAAAUUUGCUGGCAUGUCCGGCAAUAUUCUCAUGCGAGCCGUGACAAGCUGCGCUACUAUGGGAUUCCUUCUUUUUGGCUAUGAUCAGGGUGUGAUGAGCAGCAUCAUCGCUGCUGCUCCAUUCAAUGAUGUAUUCACAGCUACAAAGGACAAUUCCACGAUGCAAGGAACUGUGACGGCCAUUUACGAAAUAGGCUGCCUCUUAGGUGCCGUCUUUAUCCUUGGUGCCGGUGAUUGGCUUGGUAGACGGUGGUCAAUCCUUCUCGGUGCCACAAUUAUGAUCCUUGGAGUGAUUAUACAGGUUACUUCUUUUGCUGGUCAUGUUCCCCUGGCCCAGUUCAUUGUUGGGCGAGUUAUUACUGGUGUCGGCAAUGGGAUGAAUACAUCAACAAUCCCAACCUACCAAGCAGAGUGCUCUAGGACCUCGAACAGAGGUCUUCUUAUCUGUAUUGAGGGUGCCACCAUUGCUUUUGGGACUCUGAUCGCGUAUUGGAUUGACUUUGGCGCAUCCUAUGGCGCACCUGAUUUGACAUGGAGGUUUCCCAUUGCCUUUCAGAUUGUUUUUGGCCUCCUAAUUAUUGUUGGCAUGUCCAUCCUUCCUGAGUCACCACGUUGGCUCUUCACUCGAGAAAGAUACGAAGAAGGCGAGGCAGUUAUUGCAGCCCUUAUGGGUAAAGAAACAUCUCAUCAUGAUGUCCAGCUCCAGAAAACAAUUAUUCUUGACUCGAUUAGAGCGUCUGGUCAAGCAGGGAAAAACACGCCUCUGUCGGCAGUAUUUACAGGCGGAAAGACUCAACAUUUUCGUCGAAUGCUCUUAGGAUGCUCGUCCCAAUUUUUCCAACAGAUUGGUGGCUGCAAUGCAGUUAUAUAUUAUCUACCUGUCUUGUUUAAGAGCUCAAUCAACCAAACAGAAUUUAUGUCCAUGAUUCUCGGUGGUGUUAAUAUGAUUGUCUAUUCAAUCUUUGCCACUUUAUCUUGGUUUCUUAUUGAGAGAGUUGGUAGACGCAAGCUCUUCUGGUGGGGUACAAUUGGUCAAAUGCUAUCAAUGAUUAUUACCUUUGCUUGUCUAAUCCCAGAUACUUCUCAAGCAGCGAAGGGGGCUGCAUUUGGUCUAUUUACCUAUAUUGCUAGCUUUGGUGCUACCUGGCUACCUCUGCCAUGGUUGUAUCCUGCUGAGAUCUCUCCUAUUAAGACCAGGGCUAAAGCAAAUGCUAUUUCGACGUGUACUAACUGGCUAUUUAACUUUCUCAUUGUCAUGGUCACGCCGAUUAUGGUUGCCAAUAUUAAGUGGGGAACUUACCUGUUCUUUGCUUGUAUUAAUGCAUGCUUCUUACCGGUUAUUUAUUUCUUCUACCCGGAAACAGCUGGGCGCUCACUGGAAGAGAUUGAUCUGAUCUUUGCGAAGGGCUAUUUGGAGAACAUGAGCUACGUCCGUGCUGCCAAGGAAUUACCGAAUCUAUCAGAUGAGGAUGUUGAACGAGUUGCUAUCCAAUAUGGCUUUGGGUCAGCAGAUGCUGAUGCUAAGGGCGGUGAUAGCAGUGAUAUCACCGAGUUCAAUGCCCCGAAGCCUGAUGGCUAUACGGGAGAUCCUGAGAAAGCCGCGUUCAGCCAAUCGGGUUAG
Messenger RNA from Aspergillus tanneri, 1632 nucleotides. RefSeq lists its product as uncharacterized. Gene Ontology annotation, molecular function: carbohydrate:proton symporter activity. The coding region runs from base 1 to 1632 and encodes 543 amino acids. The record is from RefSeq and is a predicted model, not a curated record. NCBI's taxonomy places the organism in Eukaryota, Fungi, Ascomycota, Eurotiomycetes, Eurotiales, Aspergillaceae. Gene Ontology annotation, biological process: transmembrane transport; carbohydrate transport. The transcript has 4 exons. Gene Ontology annotation, cellular component: membrane.